This is a messenger RNA of Aspergillus homomorphus CBS 101889, 634 nucleotides long. RefSeq lists its product as uncharacterized. NCBI's taxonomy places the organism in Eukaryota, Fungi, Ascomycota, Eurotiomycetes, Eurotiales, Aspergillaceae. Gene Ontology annotation, biological process: protein secretion. The record is from RefSeq and is a predicted model, not a curated record. Bases 144 to 344 code for a protein of 66 amino acids. The transcript has 2 exons.
UUCGAACAAGAGAGAAAUCAGCCCACUACGCAAGGUCUUGAACCAUUCAUUCCUGUGAAUAUCCUAUCUUCUUCUUCUAUCCAAACAUCUUACUAGCACAAUUUGCGACAAGCAUCACCAUUGCCACGCAAGCACUGCCCAAAAUGCCUAUCUACCUAAUCUCCAAAGCCGCGGAUCCGAUAUUCGCCUUCGCAAUAGGCACCUCCGCCGCCCUCCUGCGCAUUCAACGCGAACAGCGCGAGAAAUUUCCCGAGCGGGCUAAGGACAUUAGCAUCGGGAACGUGCUCCAGCUCGGUGCGAGUCGCGUACAACGCUGGUGGGCGGGUGAUUUUCAAGGGUUGUGAUUGACCGCAGGAUUGGGUCCUCUCCCUCUCGCUUUCUCCCACCGACACUUCUUGUGACCGAGUCAGGGACCUGACUUGAAAGCGUGUGCGAGAAACUGUGCAGAGUCGGGCCGAAUUGGGAGCAGGGUGGUCAGAUUACGCCUUUAUCGACAUCAGACUACUGACUCUGAUGGACAAAUUGUAUAUAUAUUUGUGUACGUAGAUAUUUGCGUGGCGUUGAUUGGGACGGUUUUUGAUUUCCAGGCUGAGCCUACAUUGCCUAAAUGUGUCUCACACAAUUAAAUAGCAGG